UUUCCAAGGCACGUUCGCGGCUGGCUCGAACCGCAGCUGCAUUUUCUUCUUCCGCUGUCACCGCGCACCCUCAAGAGCCGCCAAGCCCCGCUCUCGAGAUCUCUCUUUUGUGCUGUUCCCGUCGCCUCCCCAGUCCUGCAGAUCGCCAUGCUUGCCCGAACCUUCCGUAUUGCCUCGCGCCUGGCCGUCCGUGCCCCUGUGGCUCGUCUCAGCGUCGUCCGCGCUGCUAUCCCUGCCCGCCUCUUUUCCGUCUCGGCCCUCCGAUCCGGCAGCGGCAUCGUCGAUCGUGAUCUGUCCCAGAAGCUCAAGGAAGAGCUCAAGUUCGAGACUGAGAACACCGAGACUCUGCCUGACUGGCUGAAAGAGUUCCAGAACCGCGGCACCUUCAAGAUCGAAGACAAGCCCGGAGAUCGCGAGGUCACCCUCGUCCGCCACUUUGGCAACGAGAAGAUCUCGAUUGUUUUCUCGACCGAUGCCUUGACCGCCGACAACUUCAUCGACCAGGAACUUGAGGAGGAAUCUUCGGAGGAGCCCGGAUAUCCCGUUCAGCUCACCGUCUUGAUCGAGAAGAAGUCCGGAAACGAUGACCACGGCGCUCUCCAGCUUGCCGCCACCGUUCAGGACGGCGCCUUCUUCAUCGACAACAUCAGCUUCUUCGAGUCGUCGUCUCUUGCCGCUGAUACCUCGGCCGAGGCCGAUUGGCAGCGCCGUGGCAAGUACAGCGGUCCCGUCUUUGCUGAUCUUGACGAGACCCUCCAGGACACCUUCCUCAAGUUCCUUGAGGAGCGCGGAUUCGAUCCCGUCCUGGCCGAGUUCAUCCCCUCGUUUGUCGAGUACAAGGAGCAGAAGGAGUACAUCAACUGGCUCCACCAGAUCAGUGGCUUCGUUUCGGCCUAAGUUUCCUUUGUCCCCGCCAUAUUUUGAUUGAUGGACGGGCUGCUAGCCUGUGGCGCCCUCUACCUUCUUCUCUUCCCAUUGCAUUCACGCUGCCCAUUUGACCCGAAUGAGCCAACCUAAUACAUUUUCGAGAUUACCACCGGA
Messenger RNA from Polychytrium aggregatum, 1041 nucleotides. Its product is annotated as mitochondrial glycoprotein. Gene Ontology annotation, cellular component: mitochondrial matrix. Bases 148 to 897 code for a protein of 249 amino acids. The record is from RefSeq and is a predicted model, not a curated record. NCBI's taxonomy places the organism in Eukaryota, Fungi, Chytridiomycota, Chytridiomycetes, Polychytriales. Gene Ontology annotation, biological process: cytosolic ribosome assembly. The transcript has 6 exons.